Molecule: messenger RNA, 8214 nt
Organism: Pantherophis guttatus
Lineage: Eukaryota; Metazoa; Chordata; Lepidosauria; Squamata; Colubridae
Gene: ADCY9
Product: adenylate cyclase 9
Biological process (GO): adenylate cyclase-activating G protein-coupled receptor signaling pathway; intracellular signal transduction; cyclic nucleotide biosynthetic process
Cellular component (GO): plasma membrane
Molecular function (GO): adenylate cyclase activity
Source: RefSeq, a predicted model, not a curated record
GAGGCGGGCGGGGCCAUGGCGGCGGUGGCGGCCGCCGGCUCCCCGCCGCGUGGCACCGAGGUGAGCGUGGCCGGGGGCGGCGGGCGCGUGGCGGUGCGGCUGCAGGCGGCGGCGGCGGGGCGGGGGCGCGGGCGGCGGGGGCGCGCGCGGGCGGCGCUGGGCCCGGGGCUGGGGCUGGGGCUGGGGGCCGGGCGGGCGCCGCAGCUCUUCGAGCGCGCCUCGUCGCGCUGGUGGGACCCGCGCUUCGACUCGAGCAACCUGGAGCAGGCCUGCCGCGAGCGCCGCUUCCCGCAGACGCGGCGCCGGCUCCGCUACGCGCUCUGCUACCUGGGCGCGGCGGCGCUGCUGUGGGGCGCCUACCUGGGCUGGCGGCGGGGCGGGGGCGGGGCGGCGGCGGCGGCGGGGGUGGCGCUGGCCUUCCUGGCCGCCUGCCUGGCCGCGCUUCUCUUCACCUUCACGCGCGCCUACGGCCGCCACCCGGCCGGCUCGUCGCUGGCGCUGACCCUCCUGGUGCUGGCCCUCCCGCUGGCCACGCAGCUGCCGACGGCGCCCGGGCCCGGCGCGGGGGGCAACGGGAGCGCGCGCGCCGCGCCCCCGCCCUGCCUGUCCCCGGUGGGCAGCUUCUCGCUGUGCGUGGCCGCGCUGCUCCUGCUCUACGCCGUGCCGCACCUGCCGCUCUACCUGAGCCUGCUGUUUGGACUGGGCGGUUCGGCGCUCUUCGAGGCGCUGGGCUACGGCUUCCGCGACGAGCGCUGCUUCGCGCGCCCGCCGGGCCAGCGGCUGGCCCCCUGGGAGCUCCUGGGCAAGGCCCUGCUGCACCUCUGCAUCCACGCCACCGGCGUUCACCUCUUCAUCAUGUCGGAGGUGCGGUCCAGGAGCACCUUCCUCAAGGUGGGGCAGUCCAUCAUGCACGGGAAGGACCUGGAGGUGGAGAAGGCCUUGAAGGAGCGCAUGAUCCACUCGGUCAUGCCCAGGAUCAUCGCCGACGACCUGAUGAAGCAGGGGGAUGAGGACAGCGAGAACUCCUCCGUCAAACGCCAUUCUGCCUCCAGCCCCAAAAGUAGGAAGAAGAAACCAUCUAUUCAGAAGACCCCCAUUGUCUUUCGCCCCUUCAAGAUGCAGCAGAUAGAACAAGUCAGUAUUUUGUUUGCCGAUAUUGUAGGCUUUACCAAAAUGAGUGCCAACAAAUCUGCGCAUGCCUUGGUGGGGCUUUUGAACGACCUCUUUGGCCGCUUCGAUCGCCUCUGCGAGGACACCAAGUGCGAGAAGAUAAGCACUUUGGGGGACUGCUACUACUGUGUGGCAGGGUGUCCCGAGCCCCGAGCGGAUCACGCUUACUGUUGCAUCGAGAUGGGCUUGGGCAUGAUCAAAGCCAUUGAGCAGUUUUGCCAAGAGAAGAAGGAGAUGGUGAAUAUGAGGGUUGGCGUACACACCGGAACAGUCCUUUGUGGCAUUUUGGGAAUGAGGAGGUUUAAGUUUGAUGUCUGGUCCAAUGAUGUCAAUUUAGCUAACUUAAUGGAACAACUGGGUGUCGCUGGAAAGGUCCAUAUUUCAGAGGCUACUGCAAAAUACUUGGAUGAUCGCUACGAAAUGGAGGAUGGAAAGGUGAUGGAGCGUGUGGGCCAGAGCGUGGUAGCAGACCAGCUGAAAGGUUUGAAAACAUACUUGAUCUCUGGCUUGAAAAAGAAGGAGACACAUUGCAGCUGCUCAGAGACGCUCCUCCUUCCAGGUCUAGAAGCAGGAGAUGGAAGCAAGUCACAGGGAACUUCAUCGGAGAAUGUGGAUGAUUUAGCAAAAACAUUCAAGUACUUAGAAAAAAAUAAGAUCUGCCAUUCGUGCAGUGUUACUUUUUCCCCUGGCUGUGCUGUGAGUGCAGAGGAAGGAACAUUUCAAAAUGGAUGCCAGGAGGACCAUAAGACCAGCACAAAGAGUCCUGGGGGAGGCAGCCCAAAGUCUCGGAAUGGACUUCUAAGUCCCCCACAAGAGGAAAAACUCAGCAACAGCCAAACGUCUCUUUAUGAAAUGUUGCAAGAGAAGGGAAGAUGGGUUGGAGCAAGCUUGGAUCAUUCGGCUCUUCUGCCAUUGCGGUUCAAAAAUAUCCGAGAAAAAACAGAUGCUCACUUUGUUGAUGUCAUUAAAGAAGACAGCUUGAUGAAAGACUAUUUUUUUAAGCCACCCAUUAACAAGUUGAGCCUGAACUUCCUUGAACAUGAUUUGGAGAUGGCCUACCGGAGCAGCUACCAAGAAGAGGUUGUUAGAAGAGUCCCUGUGAAGACCUUCGCUAGCGCUACCUUCAGCUCCCUCCUGGACGUAUGCCUAUCCGCCACCGUCUUCCUCAUCCUCUCCAUCGCUUGCUUCCUGAAACAUGGGGUGGUGGCCUCUCCUCCUCCUCCUGCAGCCGUGGCUGUGGCAGUAGUGGCCGUCUUGCUCGAGGUGGUCUCUCUUACCGUCUCCAUCAGGAUGGCUUUCUUUCUGGAGGAUAUGAUGGUCUGCACCAAGCGACUCUUGGAAGUGAUUGCUGGGUGGCUGCCCCGACACUUCAUCGGAGCCGUUUUGAUCUCCCUGCCUGCUCUUGCGGUCUUCUCACACUUCACCUCUGAGUUUGGAUCCAACCUCUAUUCCACCAUGUUUAUGUGUUCUGCAGUUCUCAUCACAAUAGUCCAGUACUGUAACUUUUGUCAGCUCAGCUCCUGGAUGAGAUCCUCUUUGGCUACCCUUGUUGGGGGGGUCCUCCUCCUCCUCCUGUACGUGUCCUGGUGUCCUGACAGCGUCUUGGAGGAUUCAAACCUUGUUUCAUUGAGGAACCUAAGCUUCAUAGAGAAUGUCUGCAACAGGUCUGCAUCAGAGGACUUCAGUAGGCCGGCAGAUCUGAUUGGCCUGGAAGUGGUUUUAGGCCUCUUCCUUCUCCUUGUCUUAGUUUGGUUCUUAAAUCGGGAGUUUGAGGUGAGUUACCGUCUCCAUUAUCAUGGAGAUGUGGAAGCUGAUCUUCACCGUACCAAGAUUCAAAGCAUGAGGGACCAGGCGGACUGGCUCCUGCGGAACAUCAUUCCCUACCAUGUGGCCGAGCAGCUGAAAGUGUCUCAAAGCUAUUCCAAAAACCACGACAGCGGGGGUGUGAUCUUUGCCAGCAUUGUGAACUUCAGUGAGUUCUACGAGGAGAAUUACGAAGGAGGCAAGGAAUGUUACCGCGUCCUGAAUGAACUGAUUGGAGACUUUGAUGAGCUGCUAAGCAAGCCUGAUUACAGCAACAUUGAGAAAAUCAAAACCAUCGGGGCCACCUACAUGGCUGCCUCUGGGCUGAACGCUUCCCAGUGCCAGGACAGCAGUAACCCUCAUGCCCAUCUGCAGACGCUCUUUGAAUUUGCCAAAGAAAUGAUGCGUGUGGUGGAUGACUUUAACAACAACAUGCUGUGGUUCAAUUUUAAGUUGAGGAUCGGCUUUAACCAUGGCCCCCUGACAGCUGGGGUCAUCGGCACCACCAAGCUCUUGUACGACAUCUGGGGGGACACUGUGAACAUAGCAAGCAGGAUGGACACCACGGGAGUCGAGUGCCGGAUCCAGGUGAGUGAGGAGAGUUACCGCAUUCUUCACAAAAUGGGCUAUGACUUUGAUUACCGUGGGACAGUCAAUGUGAAGGGCAAAGGCCAAAUGAAGACUUUCCUCUAUCCCAAAUGCAUGGACAGUGGGGUGGUGCCCCACCAUCAGUUGUCUAUCUCUCCAGAUAUUCGGGUUCAAGUGGAUGGCAGCAUUGGGCGGUCUCCAACUGAUGAGAUCACCAACUUGGUGCCUUCUGUACAGAACUUGGACAAGAUGCCUCCCGACAUAGAGCUCAAAGAUUUGCUUCCCCGCUUCAAGAAGUUUCCCAAAGAAUUGGUUAAAUUAGACAGUCGCCCUCAGUUUGGUGCAGCUGGUGAGAAGGGUGUCUGUGAGGAGGCUGGGCCAGGGGAGGUCAAUGAACUGACCAAACUGAACAGCUCCCGGAGUGUGUGAUGCCCAUCGAUUCUUCUCAGCGAGAAAUCUGAGCUCUCUCCAACUGACCUUUUCUCUUGCACAGUGGGCUGACAGGAAAUGACACAGCCUGGCUCAGUUGUUACCCGUUUCUUUGGGCACCUGAAUUGGAGAGGAUCGUAGCCAUGCCAGGCUCUGGCCCCUCUUUUUCACUUCCCUUGAAAUGUUUAUUUUUUCCUGAGAGGAGACAUCAAGUGCCUUCAGACAGACUCUGCUGGACUCCUCUCUGGACUGAGGAGGAGCGAUAUAGAUUGGGGAUUGGAACACAUUUAAAGGACAAGCUGUGGUUGCUUCAUUUUUGUUUCUCAUCAACAGCUUCCUUUGCACCUCCAAGCAGAGUGAAUAAAUAGGUGUGAGUGUGUACAGCACUCAUAUUUUAUAUGUAAACACGGACAAUUGCAUGUUUGCCUACCUUCUGUGAUCGACACUAAGAACUGCUCAAAGGAGAUACCAGGGGCCGGAAGGAAUGAUCAUCUUGGAACAGGGAGGAAUGAGAAGAUUUCAUUUGGAGUUCAGUACUUACUAAAGAAGCAGCUGAGCUGUUGUUUGCCAAAAUCAGAUUAAAGUGCCAUUGUGCUUUCUGGAACGCUGGACUUGCCGUUUCCCGGCAGAUCAGAAGGGGGCAGGUAGUGUACAGCCCAUCUUUCCCAGCCAGUCGGAUUUGCUGGUGCCGCCAGUUUUGGUCCUGGUGGUUCUUCAUUUUUCCUUUGCCAAUUUAGGGGGCAGGUAGUAAGGCCUGACUUGGGCCUGCCUCACUUUAUUUUCUGCUUUGGGGGCCCUGCUGGCCCCCAUCAGUUUACCUGUCUACAUGCAAAAGCCAGCCUGUCCCUCAGCAGAAUUUGCCCCAAAGGUGAUGAUAAUACCUCCAGGGGCAUCUGGAUUAACUCGUGCAGUAUUUGAGUCAUAACUGUGUGUCACAAGAUGUCAAAACAAGCGGGAGUAAGAUAAGACCUCAGCCAUGUAGCCUUUUGCUGAGGAAAUGAUACACUCUUUUAUUUGGCACAAUAUUUUUAUUCCAGUAUACUCUAGUGAAAUAUUGGUCCACCUAAAGAAAAGAAAUUCAAUCAUAAAUCUCUAAUAUUAAUAUGCAAAAAUGAAUAGGGACUGACUUACUUUUUUCCAAGCUCAAAUAACCUGAAAAUCAAAAUGCUUUUAGGGUUAGACAAACUUGGGCUACUUUAAAAGUAUUAAGUUUUAAUGUAUCAUAGAACUCUCCUUUGGCACUUUUUCACCACCAGACUUGAUGAAGCCUGAAGAUGACAGAGUUCCCUCUUUUUGUGGGUCAGCUGAUUCUGUUAAAACUAGAGUAUAGGCUUUUUUCCUGCCAAUUAUUGAACGCAUCCCAAGAAUUUGUGGCCCAAGGAGCUUUUCUGUACCUCAUUCUUUCUUUGAAUCUACCAUCACAGAUGUGCCAAACAGCACUACAGUGCGCAAGCCCCUUUUCCAGCAUGGGCUGAAGGCGCAGCAAUGCAGGCUGCCCUCCACGCUUUUCAGGGAGGAAAACAGGGCUGUGUGCUUCGCAAAGCGCAAUUACAAAGGCAACCUUUUUUUCUGCCUAGCAUACUGUGGUUACAUUCGUAAACACCAGGAUUGGGAAUUACCAGCAAUGUACGCAAUAGGUUAUUAGGAGUAGGCUGCACUCAUUUGGAUGCAUCUUCUUGCCUCCCUUUCAGUCGAGCUUCCAGAAAAAUCAGUGUCAAUUUAUAUUCUCUAUAAAUGAAUAAUCUGAGGUUACCCUUUGAAUCCUAGUCUCUGUUUGAACUGCUGUUUUCCCUAUGCUAAGUGGAUCGUGCUUAAUGCCAAGCCUCAGCAGGCAGACAGCUACUAGAAAGAACUUUUUUGGGUGGUGGCAUUUUGCUUCAGGAUCAAAAAUAGCUAUACUCCUUCGAUUUCUUCCUGGGUUCUGCUCUCAGUAUGGAGUAGAUUGUUGAUUGCCUAGGGUUUCCUGCCAAAAGGGACCUGCAGAGUUAAAUUCAACCUUUUCAGAUAAGAGCAGUAGCAUUGCCUAGAUUGCUGCUGAGAGUAGCUCUUUCUUGUGUCAAAAGUGCAGAAAGUUCUGAGUCUUUAUUUUAUUUACUUCAGUUCCAGACACCAGUGGUCUUGGAGAGGGAAAGAGCUUGGCCAUUUUAUGGUUCAGCAACUGUUGUGUUCAGUUAGCAAAGUAACCUGAAAAGUAAAUUCCACAACCUCCUUUUGAAGAAUGCAGCAUGCUAUCUUGAAGCUUUUAUCUAUGGCAAACAGGGUAGCUUGCUGGCCUAAGCCAUCUUGGAUCCUAGAAAGUAUUUCUUGCUGUGACCAAAUAACUGCUUCAACCAAGGUUAGUGGGGUAUUCCAGCCCUUUCCCUGUCAGAAAGGUCCAGAAGACAAGUUAAACAGGCUUCCACAGACAGUUUUUAUUCUAAAAGCUGUUCAUGUUGCCACUAUCUGCAGGUAACUAGAUGGAAAGAAGGGUCCCUUGGGAAAAUGGAGUAACUGUUGAGCAUUUCAAGCAUAGCAAAACAGCAACAAAAAUUCUGAAAGAAGACAGGUUGUGGGUCCAUCAUGGUAGUUCAGAAGUUUUGAAUAAGUGCUUUAUUAAAUGUGUAUGUAAAUAAUACAACUCCAAUACUGUGCAGUGUCCUGUAUUUUGGUUUGGAAUAUUCUGAGAUGAGAGAACUUGACAAUAUAAUGGGAAAUUGCAGGCUGAUAGAAGAAAUACACUGAUGGACUAACAAGCAGCAAAUUCCUGAAGGGUAGGAGGGACGGGUGGGAUAGUAAGAGAAGCCAAGGUCUGGUGCCUUUUUGUAAGGAAACUCCUCACAGUUUAGGCUAGGCUGUACUGUAAAGUGGCUUAAGGAGACAUCAAGGCCUGAUGUGGAAAGAGAGACGGGAGACACUUGUACAGAAGAGGGCUAGGAAGGAGCUCUGCCUUGCUUUGCUGAAAGUGGAGUUUCAUUAAAAUUCUUGUCACUUACUGAAGUUAGAUUCAGUCAAAUCAAGGCAGUAAGUGCCUGUUUGGGAGUGGAUCAAGCCUGCAUCCUCUUCUGCUGACUGUAAUCUCUUGAUCAAAGUCUUUGCUUUUGACUUCCACAGCAAGCAAUUUCCUCCUUGCCUGUCAUCUGGGAUUGUCUGGUUUGCUCCCUAGUAAAUCCUGGCAGGAAUAAUAGUUUCUCCUUUUUCUCCAUAACUUGCAUUUCCUACAGAGCAUCUGCUAGUUCUGAAGUGUGCAGGGAUCACAAUGGUGCCAGUGGGGCACUGUUCCCAUUUUACAGAAACAAUACCUCUAGAAGAGGCCACGGGACUAUUGACCUCCGUGAGAAACUCCUGAGCACUGGAGAAUUUGAGGGCUGCCCAAGUGUAUGCUGGUUCUUCACUGCUACUGCCUCUCCUGUGCUGCUGAUCCACAUAGCAGGGAGGUUUGAGUAUCUGCUCUCCUAGAUCUCAGAAGCAAGAUACACCAGAUCAUCUUAAUCUGGACAGGAACAUUUUAUGUCUGAUGGCUGGUUGGUGUGUUUUAGGAGUUUUCUGGGGCUGUUUCAUCUUAGCAAUAGGCCCUGGCAGAUGCAUUUUGUCCUGGGAAAUAGGAAGUGGUGCAUCUCCUUUGCCUCUGUCUUAAGUCUGGGCUAUGCAACACCCUUGUCUGUCCUCAGUGUACACAAGAAUUGAUCCUUUGUCACUGUUGCCUCUUGUGCUGAAUUAGGGGAAGAGCAAGAGAUAAGCAAUGAAACUUGAAGCCGCUUCAUUGGCUUGAAAUGUGUCUAUGCUCAAACCAUGUGCCUACAUACAGUGAAUUGGACUAUUGUGUACUCAGGACAAUUUCUUGGGUAAACAUGAUAUAAUUUAUUAAUUAAUCUUCAGCUGGUUUGCAGGGUACAUAAGGCUCAAUAGUGCCAUAUGAACGCAUCAGGGUUGUUGGGCUUCCCUUGAGCCAGGCUUUCCGAGGGAAGGCUCCUGAGCAACUGGGCUGGAUUUUAAAAUCCAUUCCUUGGCAUGGCCUUGACUCCUCUCAAGCCACUCCUGUGCUGGGGUGGCCCAGAGGUUAACUGACUGUCGGAAGUGUGGAGAGUAUUGCCAGAUGUGGGAUGUAAAUAGCCGCUGAGAAUAGGCCUGACUGGCACCUGAGAGCAAAGGUGAAAUGCUGCAAGAUGAAUGGGGAAGAACGGUAGAAACCUUUCUUUGUUACUUAGGCAAUGUAAUCAAUUCUCUAUUAAACUCUUCUGUAUUGGA